AUGUCACCAAUCCUCACUGUGAUGGCCAAUGCAAGUAAUCAUUAUAUUAAUGUACAAAGUACAAUUCAAGCUGCCAAUCACGAUGUUGUGGUCACUCAGACCCCAAAAUUUAGCUGUUUUAAAACAGAUUUUGCUGAGCUUGACACAUCAGACUUGGAGACAGGAUCAGAUGUGGAUGACCAGGACGAGUGGGAAGAACUCAAUGAUGAACAGUUGUUGGCUGUAAUGUCAGAGAUGGACAACAAGCUUCAAGACCCAGACUGGCUCCCAAAAUGUCUCCGAAAGAAGGCGGAAAUUUGUGCAAAAUCAAAAACAGAAAGUCUUGCUUACCUUUCCAGCAGCGAGACCCAGGACUUAUGUCAAAUCUUUUACAAGUCAAUCAGAGAGAACUGUUUGAAGGCACCAACCCUGGCACCUGACCGAGCUGCAAUAGCAGGACCAGCAAAUAUAGCCAGACACAUAUUGUCCACCAUGGUGGCUGCGCUAGCAUCAUCAAAUGAUGAACCGGAGCCCACAGAGAUCAUGGACUCAGAUGAGUCAACCAAGGAGGUGGAAGAUGUUGACAAUGAGACUUGGAAGGAUGAGCUGAUGCUUUCAGUGGGAGGGGACAUAAUGAGAUUUCAUGAUUGGAGCGAGAUGCACGAGAACAUCAAAUCAGACCUAAAGAAGAACAGCAAUAGUUUAUUGCUGGCGCAAAUCAAUAAACUCACCAUACUCUCAAAUUUUGCAACUCUAUACAUCAAGGGAUGCUCGCGGAUACAGGCUAGUGUUGAGAUUGCUCGGCAAUGGCAUGAAGGCAAAGAAAUUCACUUUGCACGGAAAGUGCAAGCACUUGUUCGGCAUUAUUAG
Suillus clintonianus is the source of this 849-nucleotide messenger RNA. RefSeq lists its product as uncharacterized. NCBI's taxonomy places the organism in Eukaryota, Fungi, Basidiomycota, Agaricomycetes, Boletales, Suillaceae. The record is from RefSeq and is a predicted model, not a curated record. The transcript has 5 exons. The coding region runs from base 1 to 849 and encodes 282 amino acids.